UCUCUCUUAACUCUUUCAUCUUCCCUCAGAAUCUUCUUACGAGAAAACAGCCACGCAGCAAAGAAGGUACGACGAUGACGAAGGAGAUGUUCACGUUGAAGAGCUCCGACGGUUUCUUAUUUGUGGUUGACGAAGCGGUCGUACAUCAAUCAGUGACACUGUCGCCUAUGGUUCAAGAUUGCGCCGGUCGUGAAUACCCGAUCAACAACGUCACAGGCAAAAUCCUCAACUUAGUGGUAGAAUACUGCAAGAAUCACGUCGUUGUCGACGGUGGCGAUUCUUCUUCCUCCUCCUCCUCCGGCGAUGCUCUCAAGAAGUGGGACGAUGAGUUCAUCACGCAAAUGGAUCUGUCGACGGUCUACGAUCUCAUCAUGGCUGCGAACUACCUAAUCAUCAAAGGUCUUUUUGAUCUCGCUUGCCAGAGAGUCGCUGACGAGAUCGCGGCAUGCAAAGACCACGAGGAGAUUCGCGCAACGUUGGGCAUCGUGAGUGACUAUACAGCAGAGGAGGAAGCAGAGGUUCUCAAGGAGAACGAGUGGGCUUUUGAUUGACGAAUGAGCGGGCUAAUCUAAACCCUAGCUAGCUACUCUUUCUUUUCGAAUCUUUGUGUUUGUAUGUUGUUUACGGAUCUUUAGAUCGAUAAUAGUUGAACUUGGCUUUCUUGUUUUGAUUUUGAUAAUAUCAACAGUGUUCUUGAUCGAUAUUAGAUGAACAGAAAGUCUUAUAAAGCAAGUUGUUCUUGAUCGUAUGAGUUUAUGCUUUCUGAAUUGGGUUUCAAAGUCGAGUCUUUACAUCGAUAACCAUGAGAACAAGAGAGUUGUGUUCACUAAACAUGACUCGUCUUUGGCGUGCAGAACAAGAAAAGGCAAUUCUUGAUUCUUAAACAAGAUUAAGAAAACAGAGGAUAU
Messenger RNA from Brassica napus (rape), 908 nucleotides. RefSeq names its product SKP1-like protein 13. Gene Ontology annotation, biological process: SCF-dependent proteasomal ubiquitin-dependent protein catabolic process. Gene Ontology annotation, cellular component: cytoplasm; nucleus. The record is from RefSeq and is a predicted model, not a curated record. The transcript has a single exon. The coding region runs from base 75 to 551 and encodes 158 amino acids. Lineage: Eukaryota; Viridiplantae; Streptophyta; Magnoliopsida; Brassicales; Brassicaceae. Gene Ontology annotation, molecular function: cullin family protein binding.